AUGGAAAUGUCAACGAAUAUUGAUCACUGCAAAACAAACGGAAACGAAAAUAAUCAAGGCUGUAUUAUAUCCCUUGGGUCUCACGAUGGUCCACCGAAGGCGGACAAAAAGGAGUUCGAUUGCAGUCGUUGGCCUUUACAGUUGUUACUUAUAAGUAAUAAAAAACAAUUCGUUCUAAGGUGUCUGUGCCACAUUUUGUUCGUAGCUUAUUUGUUGACGGCCGUUAACCAUUGGUAUUUAAGUGAUAAAAUAGACAUGAACUGGAAAGACGGUUUAGGCCUAUUGAUUAUUAUUGCUACGAUGUAUUACAUCACGUGGCCACUCAAAUGGUUGUUUGCGAUCUUACCGAAAAUAACGCCGCACACACAUCUGAAGACUGGCUUGCUGUGCGUGUUUUUCACGUUGUUCUUUCUAUACAUUUAUUUUGAUACGAAAAACGACCGUCUUCGGUUGCUGCCAUUAGCCGGACUUAUCGCGUUAAUUUUCAUCGGAUUUCUGUUCUCCAAACACCGCGGACACGUGGACUGGACCACGGUUGCGACCGGCUUCGCUACACAAAUCACCAUCGGCCUGUUGACGAUCCGAUGGUCGGUCGGCCGGUCUAUAGUUCAGGCCAUGGGUCAGUUGGCCGAAAAAUUUUUCUCCUUCGCUUACAUCGGGGCCGAGGUGACAUAUGGUCACGAAUUGAUCGACAAUUACGGUGUAUUCGCGUUUAAGGUGCUUUCAGUACUGUUUUUCAUGUGUUUUUUCAUAGAAAUAUUAUUUUACUAUGGAAUUCUCCAGACUGUAAUCAUACGAAUAGGAUGGUGUUUGCAUAAACUAUUGGGAACCACGGCAAUCGAAUCAGUCUAUACGUGCGCUAGUGUAUUUUUAGGCAUGUCGGAAGCACCAAUUAUCAUUAAACCGUAUCUAAUCGAUCUAACAGAAUCUGAAAUACAUGCUGUUAUGAUGGGAGGCUUCUCAACAGUUGCAGGAACUGUGUUCGCGGCGUACACAUCAUUCGGCAUCGAUUCUGCAUAUUUAAUCACUGCAUCCGUAAUGUCGGCUCCCACUGCAUUAAGUUUUUCUAAGCUGAUAUUCCCAGAAACUCAAAAGUCAUUAACCAAUAUAGAACAGUUAUCUACUAAGAAGGUCUCCAACGAGAACAACGUUGUAGAUGCAGCUUGUAAAGGAGCUCAGUUCGGUUUGCAUUUAAUCGGAGCCAUCAUUGCUAAUAUAAUAGCAUUCGUGUCGUUCGUUGCGUUCAUAAACGCAAUAAUAUGUUGGUUAGGCAGUUUGGUCGGGAUCAAAAACCUUUCAUUCGAAGUUAUAUUGGGAAAAAUUUUGAUACCCGUUACUUGGAUUCUGGGCGUCGAUUAUAGCGAAUGUGAAACAGUCGGAAGAUUGAUCGGCUUGAAAAUGACUAUUAACGAAUUUGUUGCAUACAGACAAAUGGGCAAAUGGAAAAAUGAAAACAAACUCAAUCGCAAAUCUGAAAUCGUAGCAACAUUCGCUUUGUGCAGUUUUGCUAAUCCCGGAUCAAUUGGUUCCAUGAUUGCAACACUGACGACAUUGUGUCCAUCACAACGACCAGCGAUAAUUAGCAAUGUAUUAAGGGCGUUCGUCGGAGGUACAGUUACAUGUUUAUUGACUGCAUCGAUUGCCAGUUUAUUAAUGCCUGAAGAAGGGUUAUAAAACUGAAAUCGAUUUCAAUAAAUGUAUCAUCGUAAUGUUGUAUACAAUUUAUAAUAAUGUAUAAAUUCUUGUGUUCACUGCGCAUAUUGCUUACCACCCAUAAUCAUUACUAAUAAGUUACAUAUAGUAGGGAUGGUGAACGAGUAGACUGGUCGAUUGUGACAUGAGUUCGAAUCGGCCACGACUCCUUUUCAUUUUUUUUUCAUUUUUCAUUCGUUCAAAUAAUUUUUUUUUUUUUUUUUUUUGUAAAUUUUAUAUAUUUUUU
Messenger RNA from Sipha flava (yellow sugarcane aphid), 1939 nucleotides. Its product is annotated as sodium/nucleoside cotransporter 2-like. Gene Ontology annotation, molecular function: nucleoside:sodium symporter activity. Gene Ontology annotation, biological process: nucleoside transmembrane transport. Gene Ontology annotation, cellular component: membrane. Bases 1 to 1674 code for a protein of 557 amino acids. Lineage: Eukaryota; Metazoa; Arthropoda; Insecta; Hemiptera; Aphididae. The transcript is spliced from 11 exons. The record is from RefSeq and is a predicted model, not a curated record.